AUGGCCCACUUCAUGUCGACGGGGGAUGGUGACAGCAACAGCAACAACAACGCCGCUGCCGUCGAUGCUGAUCCAAACAGGCCCAGCACCAAGUUUGUGCACAAAUUGUACCGCAUGGUGUGCGAUCCCGACUAUCAGCACCUCAUCUGUUGGAACACAAACGGGACGAGCGUGGUGGUGACGCACUUUGACGAGUUUGCCAAAGAGGUCCUUGGCAAGCAUUUCAAGCAUUCCAACUUUUCCAGCUUCAUUCGGCAGCUCAACAUGUGAGUUGGCGCGCUACGCUCACGUCACGGCCCCUCUCACGUCACGCUCCCUCUCACGUCACGCCCCCUCUCACGCUUUCCAGGUACGGCUUUUACAAGGUCAACAAGACCCCCCGUGGACACCGAAACGCAGUGGAUACGCAGGUGUGGGAAUUCUCGCACCCCAAAUUCCUUCGAAAUCGACCCGACUUGCUGGAUGAUAUUCGACGAAAAGCGCUAGACUCGGAGCAUGCUCGCGUCGAGGCGAGAGAUUUGCAGUACAGCGUUUCGGUCGGGCAGAUGCACCUUCGAGCUCAGGUGGACGAGAUGCACUUUCGAUUGGACGAGUGCUUGGAGACCAACAUGAGCCUUCGAGGGGCGCUCGUUAGUAUGAGGGAGGUGCUGGGUGGCGUGCUAGAUUGGAUCAAGGUGCAAAAUGGCGGACAAUUGCCGUACGAGCUGAGAAUGAUUCGAGCAGACAUUCCCAUCCCCAGUCCCAUGGCACCCACCUGGCAAGAAUCGCCGUGGAUGA
This is a messenger RNA of Ceraceosorus bombacis, 777 nucleotides long. The record is from the annotation of a GenBank genome assembly. Lineage: Eukaryota; Fungi; Basidiomycota; Exobasidiomycetes; Ceraceosorales; Ceraceosoraceae.